AUGUUCGACACGAUCUGCAACCUGCCCCUCAGCUCCGACCUCUUCGCGCAGGCGAUCCACCCCACGGAACCGCUCGUCGCUGUCGGUCUGUCAGCGGGUCACGUCCAGACGUUCCGCCUGCCGCCCGUCGCAACGUCAGACGACGACAACAGCUCGGUCCAGGACGCCUCCGCCGCGAGCGAGAAUGGCUUCGGGCAGAUUGAGACGGCGUGGCGCACGCGGCGGCACAAGGGCAGCUGCCGCAGCCUGGCCUACAGCGUCGACGGCGAGGCGCUGUACUCUGCCGGCACCGACGGCCUGGUCAAGGCCGCGAGCAGCGAGACGGGCCAGGUGCUGAGCAAGAUCAAUGUCCCGCGCAUUGGCAACAACAAUGAUGCCAUUGACCCUCCUUCGCUCCUCCACGUCCUCUCCCCGCAGACGCUCCUCCUCGCGACUGACUCGUCGCCGCUCCACCUGUUCGACCUGCGCGAGGACCACACCUUCCCUUCGCUGCGCGCGUCAGCGACGCACCACCCGCACGACGACUACAUCUCGAGCCUGACGCCGAUGCCGCCGUCGGCGGCCAGCACGUCGGGCUUCAGCAAGCAGUGGGUGACGACGGGCGGGUCGACGCUGGCGGUGACGGACCUGCGGCGCGGCGUGCUGGUGCGCAGCGAGGACCAGGAAGAAGAGCUGCUGUCGUCCCUGUUCGUCGGCGGCCUGGCCAAGAAGGGCUCGUCGGUCGGCGAGAAGAUCCUGGUCGGCGGCUCGGGCGGCGUGCUGACGCUGUGGGAGCGCGGCGUGUGGGACGAUCAGGACGAGCGCGUCACGGUCGAUCGUGGUCCAGGCGGCGGCGAGAGCUUGGAUGUCAUGGCUAUGCUGCCGGACGGCGUGGGCCCGGGUGGCAAGGUCGUUGCGGUGGGCUUGGGCCAUGGCCUUGUGCGCUUCGUGCGUAUCGGCGCGAACAGGGUUAUUGGCGAGAUCAGCCACGAUGAGACGGGCGAGGGCGUCGUCGCGCUGGGAUUCGACGUGGGAGGAAGGUUGAUCACGGGCGGCGGUCAGGUCGUCAAGGUCUGGCAUGAGGGCUACGGUGGUACUGGAGAGGAUGAUGUGGAUGAUGCGACGGAGGGCGCAAAGAGGUCGCUGGAUAGCGAUGGCGACGACGACGACAGUGAUGACGACAGCGACGCGGACAGCAGCGAGGAUGAGGGUAGGAAACGCAGGAAGAAGAGGAAGAGGUCCAAGGGCAAGGAUAAGAGCGGCGGCAAGCCCGUCGUGCAGAAGUUCACAGGCUUGGAUUAG
Molecule: messenger RNA, 1281 nt
Organism: Lasiodiplodia theobromae
Lineage: Eukaryota; Fungi; Ascomycota; Dothideomycetes; Botryosphaeriales; Botryosphaeriaceae
Product: WD repeat containing protein
Exons: 2
Coding region: 1-1281 (426 amino acids)
Molecular function (GO): protein binding
Source: RefSeq, a predicted model, not a curated record